Brachypodium distachyon (stiff brome) is the source of this 1981-nucleotide messenger RNA. RefSeq names its product protein TOO MANY MOUTHS. The transcript has a single exon. Gene Ontology annotation, molecular function: protein binding. The record is from RefSeq and is a predicted model, not a curated record. NCBI's taxonomy places the organism in Eukaryota, Viridiplantae, Streptophyta, Magnoliopsida, Poales, Poaceae. The coding region runs from base 359 to 1837 and encodes 492 amino acids.
CACAGAAUCCAGGCAGCGCACGCUCGAAUCGAACGCUAGCAGUCCCAUGCCACUGACGAAUGCUGCAACAUUUGCUUCGUCCCGACCGAUUUCCCGUGAAGCCAAUUGAAUGCAAGCAAAUCCUCAGUUCAUUCACUCCAUUUCUCCACCAUCCCGUGACCAACAUUUAAUCAUCAGCCCCGCAUUCAAUCGCCACUGCGUCGCGCCUCUGCGCCUCCUCUGACACUAUAAAACCUGCGGCGUCUGCCAUCUUCUUUCCCUCCAUUUCCAACGGUCGUGGCAUUCCCGGUGAAAAGAAAGAGAGAGUAGUAAACGUGCGAGAUUGCGCGGCAGAGUCAGACACGUUGUGAUCAGAUCGAUGGCUUCGGUGCUUUCCGUGCUGAUCGUCGUGGCGACGGUGACGCUGGCCGGCGCAGGCCGCUGGACGUGCCGUGCCGAGUUCACGGUGGUGGUGCCGGACUCGGCGGUGGCCGGCGCGCUGGUGGACGCGCCGCAGACUGGGUUCUCGGACCGGGCGCGCACCGACCCGGCCGAGCAGCGCGCCGUGCAGGACGUGAUGGCGGCCACGGGGAACGGCUGGGCGUCGGGCAUCGCGGACGUGUGCCGCGGCAGAUGGCACGGCAUCGAGUGUGUGCCGGACCGCGGCGACGUCUACCACGUCGUCUCCCUCUCCUUCGGCGCGCUCUCCGACGACACCGCCUUCCCGGCCUGCGACGCGGCCCACGCCACGCUGUCCCCGGCCGUGCUCGCGCUCCCGCACCUCCGCUCCCUCUUCUUCUACCGCUGCUUCUCGGCCAACCCGCAGCCGAUCCCGGCGUUCCUCGGCCGCCUCGGCCCCGCGUUCCGGUCGCUCGUGCUACGGCAAAACGGCCACGUCGGCCCGAUCCCCAUGGAGAUCGGCAGCCUCACGGCGCUGCGCGUGCUCGACCUCCACGGCAACCACCUCACAUCUGCCAUCCCGGCCACCCUCCAGUCCUUGAAGCACCUCCAGCUGCUCGACCUCAGCUACAACCGGCUUGCGGGCCAGGUGCCCAGCUUCAAGUUCCAGCACCUCAGCAUCCUGGACCUCAGCCACAACUACUUGCAGGGCCACGUCCCGGCGAGCUUCGGGCAAUGCCGGUCCCUGCUGAAGCUCGACCUCGGCCAGAACCGCCUGGCCGGCACGAUCCCCGACGCGCUCGGCGACCUGUCAGAGCUCAUCCUGCUCGACCUCAGCCACAACGCGCUGUCCGGCCCGAUCCCUGCCGCGAUCGGACGGCUGUCGGCGCUGCGGUCGCUGAUCCUCGGGGACAACCGGAUGCAGUUCUCGACGGUCCCGGAAGACUUGUUCACGGGGCUCAAGGCACUCACGACGCUGGUUCUCUCCCGCAUGGGGCUGGAAGGAUUGUUGCCGGAGUCCAUCGGGGAGCUGAGCGAGCUCCGGGUGCUGCGGCUGGACGGCAACGGGUUCACCGGCGUGAUACCGGCGAGCUUCCGGCGGCUGGGGAAGGCCAGCGAGCUCCGCGUGGACGGCAACCGGCUCGUGGGGCCGAUACCGUUCGGGAAGCAGAUGAUGUGGAGGCUCGGCAAGAAGCUGCGCGUCGGCGGUAACGAGGGGCUGUGCUACGACGCCAGGCAAGAAGGGCUGCAGGGCGUCGUGGCGCUGGCCGGCGUCGCGGACUGCGACAGCGUCAGGAGCCGGACCACGCAGCACUUGAGCUCGAACCGGAAGAGUGGCGGCACGGUGGCUAACGUGAGCACGUCGGCUGCGAAUUCUGGAUGCAACGGUGCGGCUCGCGUCGAGAGUCUGCACGUUGUCUUGGGCGUAUUGGUGUUCUUGCGGCUUGCAUUGUUGUAGUGUAGGUAGAACAGCUGGGUUUGGGACUUUUGGCGAUUGCUAGUACGUAGAUUAAUAAGUGUGGAGUUGUUUUCAUCGGGAGCAAUUGUACAAAGUGUUGCUGGUGAUUGACUGAUAGGAAUUUCGAUAUUCCAUUUGCGCCUA